CACCUCAUUAUAGAAUGCAAGAUCUAAAGCCCAAUAAAAGGAAACGUCACCUGAUUGACAAAGGAGGUGCAGACAAGUUAGAUUCCUGUGGUCGAGGGAACUGCAAAUCCCCCGGUGUGGAAUGUUUCUCUAGUGUAGCAUGCAGUGUCAGUACUAAGAGCGCACGCUGGUAUCACGUGUCAGAUACCGAACAUUUCUGUAAUUCCUGCUUCGAAUACUUCUACCGCCCUCAGAAGAAAGGUUAUACAAACUAUUUUAAUUGGAAGUUGAGAUGGCAAGUUAAUAGUCAGUGCGAACCUGGAGUUAAACUCUACUUUACAGAGGAGGUACUACCAUACUGGAUCAGAUGCAGUGAGUGCAGGAAAUGGAGAAAAUUAGAUCAGGAUAAGAAACUAGUAGAAACACCCCAAGAUACUUGGACUUGUUCUGAAAAUAAGGGAGGUAGCUGUAGCUCAGAAGAAGAGCCCCAAGUAAAGCUAGUCAGUGGUUCAGGCUGGCUGGAGAGGUUGGGGGUUCCACCCCUUAUCAAGAACUCCCCUGCUGAACCAUUCCUUGUUCACUAUUACAGUGAUGGUGUGGGUAUGAGUGCCAGUAUGUACCAGCAGCCCAAGAGGAACGGUCAUGACUCCGAGGAAUUACUGGCUGAACCUGUUGUGCUAGAUGGACCGCUGGACUCCAACUUCAAGCCGUUUAACCAGCCUGGCCAGCAGGGUAAAGCUCUCUGUUUUAGACCUGACAUUAUGGAAAUGGAUGAGGAGAGGACCUUCCCAGAGUUCAAACGGUUUCAAGUAUUUUAUCUGGCGCUAAGGAAUCUGAUUCUAGCACUGUGGAACAUCAACCCUAAAGAGCACCUGACAGUAGCAGACGUUGAGAAAGCAGUUAUUGUACGAGGCAUGGUCAGAAUCAGGUACAGUCUAGAAGCACUGAGAGUCCUCUCCUUCCUUACCCAGCGAGGUAUCAUCAACACUGGCAUCCUCCCCCUCAACAUUAACCCUGACCUCCUCAUCAUCACACCCAAACGUAAACCUGAGAUACUAGUAGUGGGGGCUGGGAUCUCCGGGCUGGCUGCUGCUAGACAGCUCACUAUGUUCGGGUAUAAAGUGAAGAUAUUCGAGGGUAGAGACCGAGUAGGUGGGAGGAUAUGGGAUGAUCAGUCUCUGGGGACGUGUGUAGCUAAAGGAGCGCAGAUUAUUACAGGAUGUAUCAACAAUCCUGCCACCCUCAUGUGCAAACAGCUUGACAUCCCGCUACACGUGAUCAGAGAUAACGGAUGCGAGCUGUUCGAAGAGAACGGAUGUCCGGCAGCACCCGACCACGACCGGAGGACUGACUUUCAUUUUAACGCUCUGCUCGAUGCUGUAGCCGAGUGGAAGUUGGAGAGGUUGAAUUUGGCUAAGGCUAAGAAUGUUGAAAAUAGGGACAGUGAGAAGGGCGAGAAUUGUAACAGGAUGUCCCUAGAAGACAAGUUGAUGGAACUUCACAAACUGUCAAUGUCACAAAACAGACAAGUAUUCAGUGAGGACGAGAAGAGGUUGCUACAGUUUCAUCUUAGUAAUCUGGAGUACGCUUGUGGAGCUCCUAUUGCUAAGGUUUCAGCAAUGUGGUGGGACCAGAACGAGGAAUACUCUCAGUUCACUGGUGACCACGCUUUCCUCUACAAAGGAUACAGCCUCUUAGCUGAUGCUCUUGCUGAAGGGCUCGACAUUCAACUCUCUGAAGAGGUUACGAGGAUAGAUUAUACUGGUGACAAAGUAUUAGUGAAAACUCCUAAGGAUGAAUAUUUAGCUGACAAGGUAAUAGUUACUCUGCCACUAGCUGUCCUCAAGAAAGAGGUUGUAUCAUUCAAACCACCUCUCCCAGAUUGGAAACAACAUUGUAUCAACCGGAUUGGUGCUGGGUGUAUUGAAAAGAUUGCUAUGAAAUUCACCAAGAAGUUUUGGCAGAGUAAAAUUAAAGGAGCAGACUUCUUCGGACAUGUGCCUAGUAGCGAGGAACAUAGAGGAUUAUUUGCUAUUUUCUAUGAUAUGAAUACAGAGGUUAAAGAAGGACCCUAUGUGUUGAUGAGCAUUGUGACAGGGGAAGCCCUGGAAUUCAGAAACAACACAUCAGAUCUCAACGUCCUGAAGAGCUGUCUCCAGCUGCUCCGAAACAUGUUCGACGACGUUCCAGACCCGGAAGAUUUCUGGGUGACAAGUUGGGGCAGGGACCGGUUCUCUCUGAUGAGUUACAGCUACAUGGCUAUAGGCAGCAGCGGUAAAGACUACGAUCACCUGGCUGCUGAUGUCGAGGAGAAGGUAUUCUUUGCCGGAGAGGCAACGAACAGACGCUUCCCACAAACUGUUACUGGAGCUUACCUCAGUGGUAUCCGUGAGGCUUGCAAGAUAGUCGAGCGUGGCUAUUCCUUACCUGAAUACGAGGAAAUGAAAGACGACAAGAAAUGACGUAUCAGUGUGAAUCUUUUAGUUGAAUUUUCCUUAAACUUCCAUUAGCUUCGAAGACCCCCUAUAUAGCUAUUCUGUUUAAGGCUUGAAUAUUGGAGCCAGAAAGAAAGAACAGAAAGAGAAACAAGCUGAAGAAUUUUAAUGGGCUUAAUUUAAACGUUUUUAUUAUUCGUAUUUAUUCUUAUGGAUCAGGACAUGUUGCUGUUAGAAUUAUCCACGGCUCGAAUUACCAAAACCAAGAAAAUUGUCAAUUAUGUUUUCGUUGGAUGUUGCUACUGAUAAGAUAAUGAGUUACGGUAAGUCAUGCUAUGGUCUAUGACUGCUGACAGCUACUCACAUAAGUUAUAUCAUUAGUUGUUCUAAGUCGUUUAAAAAUACUAGUUUCGCCUUACCGCGAUUAAAUCAAAUAAGUCCUGAAUCCUCGAUAUAAACAAAGCACUACGCAUAAUGUAAUGUUAGAUGUUUUGAUUGAUGUUAGACAUUUGUUCGGAUAAAUUUAAGUAUUAAAUAUCAAACACAAGGAAAUAUUUUAUGCCAGCAUUUAUAUAAGAAUUAAGAGACCACAAAUUUUAGCUUUGCGCAGUGGCAUUACCAUAGUCAAUGAGGUCCAACCGAGACGUGGUUAUUGCUAGUUGAAAACUAAUCCCAAUAUCCCGCUAUUGCGAUCUUUCAUUAGAGAGCUCUAGCAAUUUUUCCUGGGCUGCUGGUCAGCCCU
Molecule: messenger RNA, 3156 nt
Organism: Bolinopsis microptera
Lineage: Eukaryota; Metazoa; Ctenophora; Tentaculata; Lobata; Bolinopsidae
Product: lysine-specific histone demethylase 2-like
Exons: 19
Coding region: 15-2441 (808 amino acids)
Biological process (GO): negative regulation of transcription by RNA polymerase II; positive regulation of transcription by RNA polymerase II
Molecular function (GO): zinc ion binding; transcription factor binding; oxidoreductase activity
Source: RefSeq, a predicted model, not a curated record